AAUGACGAUUUGAAGAAGGCAUCACGUGACGAGUGGCAGGAUACAUUUGAAGAACUUCGGGAAAUUCUCAUGAUUGGUGCGGAGAAAGCGUUUGAUAACGGCCAAAUUGGUGGUCAAACAAAGGAAAAAUAUUUCAAUUCAGUAACACAGGAGGAAAUAGAAUUGGGACUACUUCAAAACUCACAUGAUUUAAAUAAGAAAUGUUUGUGUUUCAUACGAAACAUACAAGAUUUGAAUCAAAACAUACACAACCACCGAGCAUUGAAAUUCAUCGACUUACUUCCGGCUGAAAAUGGUAGUCCCGCAGAAAUUGAUGUGGACGCUCAAGAUAGGUUAAAGUUGUUAAGAGAAAAUGAUAUACCGCAAAAACUGAACAAAGACAAUAUAGUUCGUCUUUCAACCCAGUGGAGUGAUAGCUCAGGUAUAAGUCCCUCAGAUAACUCAGAUUAUUUAGAUGAAUUGGCUCAAGCGUUUUAUGACAAGAUGACGUGGUUGAUAGAUUUGAAUUUAGAGGAGAUGAACCUUAACGAAGAAGAGCAGACAAAAGAAAUACGCCAGAGUAUAAUUAUACGUAACAAGUGGAGUAGUAUAUUCUUUGGUAGGACUGAUGUUUUGAAAACGAUGGAGAAAUACUUGAAAGAUACCGCAAAUAAUCGUCCAUUGGCAGUUUAUGGAGAGAGUGGAACUGGAAAGACUGCGCUUAUCGCAAAAUGUGCCAAGGAAGCUCGGAAGUGGAUCACCUCUAUAAAACCAGUAAUAGUGAUGAGGUUUCUAGGAACUAGUCCACGUAGUUCUCACAUUCUGCUCACAUUGCAAAGUUUGUGUACGCAAAUUUGUGAUGCGUAUGGCUUUAGUAACUGUAACAUUCCAGCCGAUUUCAAAGAAUUGGUCGCAUUUUUCUCAGAAACGUUAAAGAGAGUAUCAUCACACUCCAGACCGCUGCUCAUAUUUCUAGAUUCCAUGGACCAGUUGUCGGUUUCCUUUGACCCUUUCACAUUCCAAUGGCUGCCUAAGUUUCUGCCGAAAAAUGUCAAAAUCAUUUUUUCAUUCGUUCCGUCUGUGUUUAAUUUGCUCAAACGCUUUAAAGUAUAUCUCGGGGACAAGGUGUCAAAUGUGGAGCCUCUCCCGUCACUAGGUGACGUUCAUAGCAUGGACAUAGUUAAAGCCCGUCUUACAGAAUGCGACAGAACUAUUACAGCAAACCAGAGCGCAAUUUUACAAGAAUUGUUCUCAAAAUGCAGUCUGCCGCUUUUUUCAAGAGUCAUGUUAGAAGAAAUUCUCACCUGGAAAUCUUAUACCUCUGUUAGUUUAGAAAUGGUAUCCUCUUCGUUAAAAGAGGCGCUUAAUAACUUCUUCCGGCGGCUAGAAUUGCACCAUGGGAAAGUAUUGGUCAGACAUACGCUUGCAUAUAUAACAGCAGCUAGAGAUGGGAUAUCUGAAAUGGAGUUGUUAGAUUUGUUGUCUCUUGACGAUGAAGUCCUAAACUCAAUAUUUCUGUUCUGGUUGCCACCGAAACGUAGAAUUCCCCCAUUUCUGUGGACACGGCUUCGUUUGGAACUAGGAGUUUUUCUUGUCGAACGUGACGCUGGGGAUAUAGAGGUCUUUAGCUGGUAUCAUAGAAUGUUCAAAGAAGCUGCAUCAGAGAGAUAUUUGGAUGACGAAGACACAAAAAUGAAAAUACACAAAAAAAUCUCAGAAUAUUUCCUCGGCACUUGGAACGGUAAAGACAAACCAUUCAGAUACAGUACAUUUCUCAAAUCUAGAUUAGCACUUACAAGUGAUGACGGUGCUGAAAAUAGAAAUGUUCCUGCUCAUCCACUGGUCUUUUGUCGUAGUAAGACUCGUACAUUUUACAAUAAACGAAAACUUACAGAGCUGCCAUUUCAUUUGAUAAAGUGCGGAACUAAAGAGGACCUGUAUACUAAUUGCUUGUUUGAUUACCAUUGGUUAUGGACAAAGAUUAAAGCAUCAGGAUUGCAAUUUGUGGUUGAAGAUUUUGAACUUGCGUUAACUGUGUUCGAUGAUAACGAGGUGCAAGCACUUGCCGACACUUUACGCAUUGCUGGAUGCACUCUUGACGAUUAUCCAGAUAAUCUAGCGUUAGAGAUAACAGGUCGUCUGCUCGACUUAAUUAACACAAUGCCAAAAAUUCGCGGACUUCUUCACAAAUGCGACGAGCAAGGUAUUGUGCAUUCGUCUGUCGUUAUUCCAGUGCAAAUGUAUGAAGCUCCGAUAAGUUCUCUUACUAGGUCCAUCGAAAGUGCACCUGCCGAUAAUGGAGACAACCUACUAGUGCGGAAGGAUACAAGAGUUGUAUCAAUUUGCCUUAAUGGAAGUGUGCAGUCAUGGGAUACAAGUAAAGGUACUCUUGUUAGCGAGAUAUUGCUCCCAAAAAUGAAGUCUGAAUCAUAUCAUCAGUUUGGUUUAUACCCAAGCCGUGACGAAAGAUAUAUCGUAUGCGAAUGUCGAACCGGAAGUCAAUAUAUUUACACACUUGAAACAGAUAGUCUCCGGAUAGUUAACGAGCACAAACUGUCUUCACAUCAACCAUUUCAUGACAUCACAGUGAGUCGGAACUAUGUUUGUAUGGACAAUGCUGUUUAUGAAAUUCAUCACGGUAAAAAAGUUCGUGAUCUUAACAGCUACAGAAAAGUAAACUCGUACGUCGAGCUAGGCGUUACGCAAUGUGAAAAGUACCUUUUGAUCGGAGAUGAAAGCCUUGAUAUGUAUAAAAUAUAUACUGGGAAACGCGUGAAACAGCUUUCUAUCACAAACUCAGUCAGCUGUAUUCAGCUGACCUCAGAUGGAAGAUUAGCCAUCAUUGGAACGACAAUCGACUGCGCAAUUAAAAUAUUUGAUGUUAACGAUCUGUCACCGACCUUUGGACAGGAAGUCGUGACGUACAGUCCCCAGACCUCAUUUCCUGAUGAAAUAAUGUCUGCUGAUAGUUACGCCUCUCAGGAAGUUUCGGAACUGUGUAUUUCGAAUAAAGAAGGUGCUUUCGUCAGUCUUGUGAAAAGGAAGUACCCAAUUGUCUGGAGUCUAAAAAAUGUCAGUACGAAACCAAGGCUUUUAAAAAUAUCAAAAGGUCCAAACCCUUUUCGUUAUCUUUUUCAAGUUCAAUUUUCUGCAGACGACAAAUUUGUCUUAGCAGCAGAGUUAUCUCCAAAUAUUAUGAUGUGGGAUUCCAUAACCGGAAGUUUGGUUGCGGUAUUUCAGGCUCACAAUAAUGACAUACAUGAUCUAGUCGUCGGGAAGCACAGCCCUGUAGCAGUAACUGCGCAACAGAACGGACCGGUAAUCAAUGUUUGGGACAUUCAGAAAGUGUUGACUAUGGAAAAGAUGUCGUCUGUCAAACAGCAAGAGUAUUCCGUGAAAAAUAUUGCAUUUUCUAAUCAGAGUAAUAUCAUUUUCCUUACCCGUGUUCAACCGCCAAAAAGCAGUAAAGCUUACCACUAUAUUGAUUACUUUGGAGUAGAAAUCAUCGAUCUAGCAUCCGGAAAAGCAGGAACGCUACUUCCUUUUGAUAGAUAUGGGCAUGUCUUAAGUAUUGCCAAUUCAAAGGACGCUUCCGUCGUUGUCAUCUGCACAGGAAACACUCAGGCAAACUCAAUAUCUGUGAUAAACAUUGAAACCGGUAGGCUUCUCAAAACCUUGUCAGUGCCAGGGUGUAAAAGUGUAAAACUUUCAAGUAAGGGAGAGUACAUGUGCAUACUUACAGAUGAAAAAGCAGAGCUUUAUUCCGUCCCCGCUUUUGAAGUUGUUGGUAAAUUCAACAAUUGCACAAGCGGAAUGUUUACUAAAACUAACGCUUUUGUUGGGAUUGGACCUUCGCAGCUUCUUAUUCAGGAGUCAAUGGAAGACGAUGAGACGCUGACCAUCGACUUAGUUGGUGAUGUCAUCGCUAUACAUUACAGUGAGGUCAUUGACCUGAUACUAAUUACCGUGGAUGAUGGAUUGCAGGUUGUUGUAACAGCAUUCAAAACAGAAGGAUUUGGUGCUAUAGGGUCCCUUACAGAGGUCAGUCAUGAUGGAAUCAAUGAUAUUGCCGACGAUGGGUCAAUAUGUAUUGAUUCCGAGUUACAGGUAUUUGAACUUGAGAGAUGCAAGCGUAUUAAAAAGCUGCUACCUAAUUCUAGUAAAGGUGACAUAUCGUGUGUUCGGUUAUCAAGUAAAGGUGAACACGCUAUCUACAUAGAUACGAUCCCGGCACCAUGUGUGAAGGUAUGUCGUGUCAGCGACAGUCAGAUUAUUUCUAAAUCAUUUCUUCACUGUGUCCCAGAAUUUCUUGAAGUCAUUCCAACAAUGAAUCUCAUAGUUGUCAUUGGAAAGGACAAUAAGAAACUAUUUGUGCUAGCUUUACGUGAUCACGACCGGAAGUACAAGUAUGCAAACAUGGAAGAUCGUCUCGCGCAGAUUUUAGGUGUAAAGUCCAUGCGCGACAUAUCAAUGUUUGAACUCCCGGAAAAGGUGAAAGAGGCAUUGAAAGAGAAUACAAAGUCGGAGCAAAUCAAACAUAUCACUCUGAACGAAAAUGAAAGGAAUGUUAUUGGUAGACAGGACACGGUUGUUUACAAGAAGAAAAGUUCUAAAAGGUCACGAUCAUGUAGGUUGUUGUGAUGGGAUGUAUCUUAAUGUUUUUUGUCAUUGAUUGAGAGGUUACUAGAAAAUAUACAAUGAUAUCAAAAGCAUGCAUAAACUCAUUGAAUGUAACAGCCUGUUAAAAAAACUGGACUCGUGUAAUAGCAUUUAUAAAGAUCAAUAAUAGCAUUUAAAAUGAUAGAAAAUAUACAAUGGUUUUUAAAAAGAAUGAUCAAUUAAUUGAGCAUAUGCAUGUGUAAAAAAGGACCCUAGUGCCAUUAAAAAAGACAGUUGGUAAUAUUUCUUGUUUGUGCUUCUUUACAUUUUAUAGUACAGUGUUCUAAAGUGAUACUGAAUUAAGUAAUUUGCCAGUACUAAGUACCUUUAUAAUUGCAUUUACGGAUUAUUAUUAUAUAAUAUUAAAUUGUUGGUUUUUCAUCUAAACAUUUAGAUAUAUGAAUAUACCAUAUCUACGAAUGAAUCUUAUAGAGUACCGUUAAUUGUUUAAAAAGUAACAUAAUGCUCAUCUUUUUGCUGUCAAUUUGAGGUGGGCAAGCUAUAUAUUCCUUAAGAUUGACUUUUAUAAUGGUGGAUGGCCAAUAUUUGAUAAUAAAAUGUAAUAAAUGCCUUCAUCUCAUUCUUUUUAUCAAUUGAACAUUACCAAUACAUUCCCAAUAUUAUUUAUAGAAUUUCUCGUGAGUCGUGAAGGUUAUUGAUUAUACAUGUGAAGUACUUAGUGCUCACCAAUUUUUUUAAGCCAAUCACCGACGAGGAUUUUUCAAAUUUUCAGGUUACAAAUCUUAAUAGAACAGAUUUUAUAUAAACUGGACGUUUUAUAUUAUAAAACGCAAGUGGGCGGAGCACUAAGCCGGUUAGAGUGCAUA
This is a messenger RNA of Ruditapes philippinarum (Manila clam), 5465 nucleotides long. Its product is annotated as NACHT and WD repeat domain-containing protein 2-like. The transcript has 6 exons. The record is from RefSeq and is a predicted model, not a curated record. Gene Ontology annotation, molecular function: protein binding. NCBI's taxonomy places the organism in Eukaryota, Metazoa, Mollusca, Bivalvia, Venerida, Veneridae. The annotation marks the transcript as partial.